Messenger RNA from Oldenlandia corymbosa var. corymbosa, 549 nucleotides. The record is from the annotation of a GenBank genome assembly. Lineage: Eukaryota; Viridiplantae; Streptophyta; Magnoliopsida; Gentianales; Rubiaceae.
AUGGCUAUUAAGCUUCUUCUUUUAGUUCUCUUUUGUGUUCUUGCAUGCAACAUUUCUGCUAGCAGAGUUUUGCUGGAGAAUGAAGUUUCCGACGAAGUUUCCGGUAAUGAUCAAGGUGGUCUGGUAGACAAUGGACACUUCGGAUUUGGUGGUGGUCAACCGGGAGGAGGAGGAGGAGGAGGAGGAGGAGGGGGAGCCGGUGCUCGUGCUCCCGGAAUGGGAGGCGUCGGAGCUGGUAUUGAUGUGGGCAUUGGAGCUGGUAUCGGCGCCGGUGUUAACUUUGGUGGCGGCGGCGGUGGUGGUGGUGUUACGGGCGGCAGUAGAGGGCCGGGCAUCGGUGGAGGAAUCAGUGCUGGUGUUGGUGCGGGUCUUGGUGGAAGAUUGGGUUUCGGGGCGGGACCCGGUGGGUUUGGAGGCGGCAAUCUUGGUGGUGGUGGUGGAAGUGGUUAUGGUGCCGGAGGCGACGGUGGCUAUGGUUGGGGAGGUGGGCGUGAUGGUGGUGGAUUUGGUGGAGGUUAUGGUGGUGGCGUUGCGGAGACAAAACCUUGA